Messenger RNA from Oxyura jamaicensis (ruddy duck), 2554 nucleotides. RefSeq names its product interleukin 10 (gene IL10). Bases 322 to 855 code for a protein of 177 amino acids. Gene Ontology annotation, biological process: immune response. The transcript has 5 exons. NCBI's taxonomy places the organism in Eukaryota, Metazoa, Chordata, Aves, Anseriformes, Anatidae. Gene Ontology annotation, molecular function: cytokine activity. Gene Ontology annotation, cellular component: extracellular region. The record is from RefSeq and is a predicted model, not a curated record.
GCCACAUUUGAAUUUACAAGAAGCAAGCAAUGAAAAAAAAUGCAGAGUCUAAGCACAAAAGAUUUGAUGGGGUGUGAGGAGGGGAGGGGGGUCAAGAGAACAGGAAACCAAGUUGACGGGAAACCCAAGUGACAUUUGCUUUUAAUGAAUGACUUAUAACCCUAAUAUUGCUCGUCAGGAAGCGGGGAGAGGAAACUGAGAGAUGUUUUGAGAGUAUAAAUGAGGGGCUCAAUCAAGGUGAAGACUGCAGAUCUGCGUUUUACCCUCCAGUGAAAUUCAACCGAGAGCUGGACUAAGAGGAAAGGAACUCAACCUCACAGCAUGCGAACCUGCUGCACGGCGCUGCUGCUGCUCCUGGCUGCCAGCACCCAGCCUGCCAGGUGCUCGCCCACCGAGCCCGGCUGCCUCCACUUGUCUGACCUCCUGCCAGCAAAGCUCAAGGAGCUGAGGAUGAAGUUCGAGGAGAUUAAAGACUACUUUCAAUCCAAAGAUGAUGAACUUAGCAUCCAGCUGCUCAGCUCCGAACUGCUGGAUGAAUUUAAGGGGACCUUUGGCUGCCAGUCGGUGUCGGAGAUGAUGCGGUUCUACAUGGAGGAGGUCCUGCCCAGCGCCAUGAAGAACAGCGAGGACCACCAGCAGAGCAUGGGCGACCUGGGCAACCUGCUGCUGAGCCUGAAGGCGAUGAUGAGGCGCUGUCACAGGUUCCUCACAUGCGAGAAGAGGAGCAAAACCAUAAAGCAGAUCAAGGAGACGUUUGAAAAGAUGAACGAGAACGGAAUCUACAAGGCGAUGGGGGAGUUUGACAUUUUCAUCAACUACAUUGAAGAAUACUUGCUGAUGAAGAGGAGGAAGUGAAAGCACCCACGGGGCAGCUGUCACACCAAGUCCUGCUACUUCUUCAGAAAUCACAGUGGGCUGAGAGACUAAGUUAUGCUAGGGCUCAGGUCAGGAGUUACAGAUCAAUAGCAAUUAGUAUCGUAUUUAAAAAUUAUUUUUUUUUACCAAUUGAAUUUAAUAUUUAUUAUUUCUAAUACCUCAGUGUUUAUGUUUACACAUUUUUAAUUUGAGAAAAGUAUGAUGACCUUGUAAACUACUAUUUAUUGUUCAAUAUUUUAUACUGUUUAUGAUAGUGCUAUUUUAUUCAUAGCUUCAAAACACCCAAAGCAGCAUUCUUCUGCUAAGCAGGUAAAUGAGCUGAGUUUAUUCUGAAUGCAAUUGCUCUGAGCAUGGUCUCUUGGUCAAGAGCUCUUCCAGCUCUGUGUUGAGCCAAGUUUAAUUGCAAACACCCCGUGAGCACUCUGCUCCUAUUCUUUCGGCUAUUUAUUUAUGCAGUCAGAUGUUUCCAUGCAUAACCAUGUCACUACCUCUGGUUCUGCAGCUGGAAUUAGGCACUGAAAUAUUCCAAAUUAUAGCAUGGCCUUGCACACAGAAAAAUAAUCAUAAAAUUAAUCAAGGGCAGGUUUUUUUUUCCUCUUUCACGAGGAAAGUCCUGCACUCCAGCAAAUGCGAUCAUGCUUCAGCAAUAGCUCAGUUAAAACCCACCUCUUGACUUCAGCCUAUAGAUUAGUCCAGGUUACAGAAAAGUAGUGAUAGGAAUUAAGCUUUUGGUUCUAAUAGAACUUGACUUAAAUGUUGCUGUCAACUGGCUUCCAGAGCCGCUGGGUCAGACACUCUGCACUUUUAAGAAUUAACUUUAGUAUUUUCCAGUCUUUGAUUGGGUUUUACCUACUGUUUGUUUUUUUUUUUUUUUUUUUUUUUUUUUUUUUUUAGAAGCUAGAGGGUAUUUAAUUAACCACCAUUUUAAGGUGGCUUGGGUAAUUUGCAUUCAAAUUCAUGAAGCUGCACACAGUACUGGCAAUAUUUGGUUUUGCUUCUAACUGGCCGCAUGAGGAGCUGCAGCAGAUGGGGCCUGCAGAUGAGGCUGCAGUGGGGCUCCACUGCCCCCCGAGAGCCUCCUGUUUUAGGGGUCCUCACCCACUGCCCCCAGUCUCCUGCAUGCCCCACGUGCACCGCAGGACACCGAGCCAGAGGGAAAUCCAAUAACCCCGAGGCAUUUGCUUCUAAUAUUUAGAAGUAUCAGGGCACCGGUAUGAUGAAACACUGUCAGUUUGCUGUUUGCUUUCCUGUCAUUUGUAAGUUACCACUGCAAAGAGCCUAUUUAUAUGUGAUUUACUCCAUUUUGACACGUGUGGGGACAGAAGGGCAUUCCUGCAGGCAGCAUGCCCAGCACCGCAGCAGGUCCUGCCCCGCAGCAGGGGAGCUGCUCAACGUGGUACCGUUGGCUCGAGGGCAGUGCUGGAGGCAGAUGCUGCAAAAAUCCACAUCACCUUCUUAGCGGUGCUCCGGCCAGCUCCUUGCUGCUUCUCCUCCAAGCUUUUUGCCUUCAGGGUGGCAGGGAGCUGAGCACAGCCCCGGCGCUGCAGCGCGCACCAGCACUGCGCCUCGGUGUAAAACUGCUGUUACUGCCUCAACUGCUCCACGUGGAUCUGUACGAAAAGAAACCUUUUAUUUUUGCUAAUAAAGACCUCAUGAUGAACAAAGCCUCUCUUCUGUU